Messenger RNA from Trichoderma asperellum CBS 433.97, 437 nucleotides. The record is from RefSeq and is a predicted model, not a curated record. Lineage: Eukaryota; Fungi; Ascomycota; Sordariomycetes; Hypocreales; Hypocreaceae.
UGAUGCACACUCCCAGGCCCAUUGAUCACCUCUCUUAAUGGCACUCUGUUGCAUACAUAGUAGGUACCUAUAUGCAUUGACGUGGCUGGCUGCAAUUGCUCCUGUUCUGAGUGACAGACGGGACUGUAUUGGUACUAGUACUGUAGUGAGCUUCUGCUGCAGCUUACUCCGUACUUCCACAUGUGCAUACAUGAAGCAUGCAAGUCAUGGAGCAUCGAUUAUGGAGCUCAAGAUUGGCUCUCGGAUCACUCUUUGCAGUCUGGGGUGGCUGUAGAAUUGUUUGCCCGCGUUUUUCGUUAAGCCUUGGUUGGCUCGAGAUCGCCCAACGCCAGGCCGAUGGAUGCAUGCUGCUGCGUUUCAUCUUGCGGCACGUCCCUUGAAGGUGGUCUUUGAAGAAUUUUCUUUUCUUUUGGCACUUUUAGCCACAUGUGAAGUGA